AUGUAUGGAAGAAGACACUACACAUCAUCAGCGACUCCUUCAUAAGAAUGGAAACCGUCAGUAAAGAUUGUAGAACCAGUUAGCCAUGACAAUGAUAGAAUUAUCGGUGCAAAAAAGAUCAUCACUCAUUUCACCAUUGUAAAGCCUCGAGUUGAACGAGUUCAUUUCGUAGAAAAGUCAAGUUCUGGAAGUUUAGAAGAUCUACUUUCUGGUAAAAUGUUUUUACAAAAAAACAGAGGAGUUAAAGCUAAAAUGAUGGAGGACACAGUAAAGUAAAGGCGUGAGGAAGAUAGAAAGCGUAGAACUCUGCAAUAUCUCCAAACUUAACCUCAAAAUUAGCUGAACUUUUGA
This is a messenger RNA of Stylonychia lemnae, 351 nucleotides long. Lineage: Eukaryota; Ciliophora; Spirotrichea; Sporadotrichida; Oxytrichidae. The record is from the annotation of a GenBank genome assembly.